This is a messenger RNA of Beauveria bassiana ARSEF 2860, 657 nucleotides long. Its product is annotated as protein kinase. The record is from RefSeq and is a predicted model, not a curated record. NCBI's taxonomy places the organism in Eukaryota, Fungi, Ascomycota, Sordariomycetes, Hypocreales, Cordycipitaceae. Gene Ontology annotation, molecular function: protein kinase activity; ATP binding. The coding region runs from base 1 to 657 and encodes 218 amino acids. Gene Ontology annotation, biological process: protein phosphorylation. The transcript is spliced from 2 exons.
AUGUUCGAAUUCUUCGAACAGUCGGUUCUCGUCGACUUCGAGCAAGGGGAACUCCAAUCACCUUGUCCCAGGAAAGAGCUAGAUGGGAGAUGUAUUUACAUGUCACGGGAACUCAAAAUGCCUAAGGAUGUGGGAGCUCCUGUGCUUUGCGAUUUUGGAUCCGCCGUCGAUGGCGGGGUAGAUCACUUGGAGGAUGUGCAACCAAACAUAUAUCGUGCGCCAGAGGUCAUCUUGGAGGUGCCCUGGACGUAUAGCGUUGACAUUUGGAACGUGGGCUGCAUGAUAUGGGACAUUUUUGAAGGCGGCUCCCUUUUCACCGGCCAAGAUCCAGAACUGAAUGUGUACAGAAGUAGGGCUCACCUCGCCGAAAUGAUCAGCCUUCUUGGCCCUCCACCACCUGAUUUCAUUGCGCGAGGUCAGCUCAGCCACAAGUUCUUUACUGAAGGCAGGUUUUCUGCCCUAGAAACAAAGUUGAACCCAGUCACGCUCGAGCAAAGAGAGACAACACUCAGCGGUGAGGACAAGGUGGACUUUCUGCGCUUUAUGAGAAGAAUGCUGCAGUGGGAGCCUGAGAAGCGAAGCUCUGCUAAGAGUCUAGCUCAAGAUGACUGGAUUGUCCGGCAGCUAAGGCCUCGGCAACACGGGGGAGUUGAAUAA